Messenger RNA from Mangifera indica (mango), 3102 nucleotides. Its product is annotated as RNA-binding protein 25-like. The record is from RefSeq and is a predicted model, not a curated record. The coding region runs from base 1773 to 2852 and encodes 359 amino acids. Lineage: Eukaryota; Viridiplantae; Streptophyta; Magnoliopsida; Sapindales; Anacardiaceae. Gene Ontology annotation, biological process: alternative mRNA splicing, via spliceosome. The transcript has 12 exons. Gene Ontology annotation, cellular component: cytoplasm; nucleus.
AUGAUUUCGUAGGAGCCUUGGAGCUGACAUAAUUCUCACAUAAAGAUGUUUGUAUUUCCCUUUUCCAAUUAUUCUAGUUUUGUUUGUAUUCUUCGUUAACGUAUUUCUUAGUUGUGUUUCGUUUAAUGACCUUAGAAUGCUUUCUAAAGGGUUAUGUGAGGUGUAUACAAGGAGAUAUUCCUUUUUUAAGACUUGGACUUCAAAUUUGAUUAUUAGUCAUAAUCUCAGUUACCAUCUAAUCUUUGAAUGUUUGGUUUAUAUGCAUGGAGGUGUACAUGCCAAGAUAGUAAUGCAUACAUGAUAAUUUUAGUUUCUCUCUAUGGUCCUGGUCUGUGCUGUCUCAUUUGCAGGUUCAUAUAGCUGACUUUGACUGUAGUACAUUCCGAGAUAGUAAUGCAUAGUUGAUAAGUUUCUACAUGUACACACCUUAUAUAUUUAUAUGGUUACCUCCUUAUGACAAAAUUUUCUAUUUAUUGAUCAUCCUUUCACAUUCAAGUAAUUGUUAUACAUAAUUAAUAGCAGUUAUUUUCUCCAAGUGGGAAGAAAAAGAGAAGGUGAUUAUUUUGAUUUUCAUGUGAGAAGAAAAUGAAGAGCAAAUAAAAUUUAUGGGUUAUUACUCUGAGAUUGAUGUUGAACUGUGAUAUAGUUUUCCUCUGCUGCUUGCUUGAACUAAUAUUUUCAUUACAUGAGUUGAUCAGUGUAGCCAGGUGUCAUCUUUUUCAAGCGAUAGAUGUAGGUGGUGAACAGAUUGUAUAGAAGUUUAUGAAGGGUUUGUUUAUCUAAUAUUCUUGUUAAGGGACCCUUUGUCAUGUUUUGCCUGCCUUUUCUUGAUAGCUAGUAGCAUUUGUUGUAGAGGGAUGACCAAUACUGGAUCUUGACAAUGAAGUUAUAUCCUAACCCAACUUGAAGCUGAAGUGCUCCUGUGUCUGGGGAGUAUCAACUAUCAGCUUUCUGCGAGGAAUCUUACAGGGAUGAAGGAAGGAGAACAGGAAAUAAGAAGCACAACAAAAGGAGCAGCAGUGUAAGGACAUGGUGGACCAUUUUCUCAAAGAGAAGUAGUUUGCAGAAACUGCAGAGAGAAGUGACAGAAAAGUAGUUGUUUCUGGCUGGAUUCGCUUAACUCUUGCCGGGCAAAGUCUUAACAAAAGGGGCAAUAAUAUUCUCAGAUUUUGAUUACUAUAUUAAAGUUGCAGGCAGAACAGAAGGGUCUUCAAUCAGAUAAGGCAACAAGCCAUGCUGCUACUACUCUCAAAUCAACACGAGCUCAGGGAAGAUUGAAUGGGCUAUACAUCAAGUUGAGAGAGUUGGAAGCUCAGCCGGACUAAGCGGUGAUGAGGGAGAAGAUGGUGAAGUUGCUGGUGAGGAUGAGGAUGAUGGUGAAAGCUGAUCAUCAUCAUCCCUUAAUUUGCUUCCUCUUCUCAUGUAUUGUCUUACCUUUCAUUCCCCUUCAAUUAUGAACAAAAUAUGCUUUAUAAUAAGUUUCUUAUAAUAACCCACAAAGCAGAACUCAAUGAUGCACAAUUAUCUGUGGCAUCGCUAUUAUUAUGUCCCUAGUGAGGUAAUAAAUGGCGUUCGCCUGAUCGUUUGAGAAGUCGGUUUGCAGACGACUGUACAUGGACCCAGCCCCAGGAACAUCAAGGCCUUAAGCAUAACCACAUCCAUAACAUUAACAUCGGCCCAUAUCCGUCAAUCUAAAACGACAUCGCUGCAUUGAGCAAAAUCGAUCUCCAUUUUGUGAGAAAUGACCCAAGUUUGAGCAGUAGCAGGAAAAAAUGGAGGAAGAAAAAGCGGCAGCUUACUACGACGAGUUGACUCGGAAAGGGCAGGGAGCCGCUCGAUUUAAGCAAGGUCUUGGUUUCUCCUCUUCUUCCCCUACCCAAAAUGACGACGUUUUCACUAAACAAACCCCCUCUUCUUCAUCAUCAUUUCUUAGCAACUUCGUAAAAGCUUCGAGUCCAACCACAACCUCCAAUCUCGAGAAACAAGCUCAACUCCAGUCCAUCCAAAACAAGCUCAAGAAGAAACCCGAUGAGGGAAAACAGACCCAAUCUAGGGACAGCAGAGACCCAGAGAGGGAUCGUAGGGACAGAGACAGAAAGAGAGAUCAUAGAGAUAGAGACAGGGAGAGAGAUUCUAGAGACAGAGAUAGGGAUUAUAGAGACAGAGACAAAGAUAGAGAUAGAGAUUAUAGAGGCAGAGACAGAGAUAGAGAUAGGGAUUAUAGAGAUAGAAACAGAGAGAAAGAGAGGGAGAGGGAUUAUAGAGACAAAGACAGAGACCGAGACAGAGAGAGGGAUUACAGAGAUAGAGGCAGAGACAGAAACGAGGACAGAGAGAAGAGGAAGAGAAGGAGUGUGUCGCCGCGAGAUAGGAGAAGGGAAGAGAGGAAUGAUAAAGUUGAUUAUUCGAGGUUAAUUGAAGGCUAUGACAAGAUGAUACCGGCUGAAAGAGUUAAAGCAAAGAUGAAACUUCAGCUUGCUGAAACUGCUGAAAAGGAUGAAACUAAGGGAAUGGGCACCGGAUGGGAGCGGUUUGAGUUCAAUAAGGAUGCCCCUCUUGAUGAUGAGGAAGUUGAAGCUGCAGAUGAUGAUGCUGCCCUGGUCAAGCACAUAGGGCAGACUUUCCGGUUUUCUGCUAUUGAGGCUAGAAGAGAGGAACAAAUAAAAGCUGCUCAUGAUGAAGCCAUGUUUGGAGCAUCAGCAGUUCCACCUUGCAUUACCUCAGAGAGUGAGCCAGAGGUAGAUGACAGUGAAAAGAAGAACAAUGAAAGUGGCAAUGCUACAAGCCUCUUUAGUGAGAAGGUUCUUUCAAAGCAACAAGGUUCUUGGCGUGAUCGGGCUCGGAAACUUUAGAGAUGGAUCUAUAAGAUGAUAUCCAGUCUCAGAAAUUGACCUAAGGAUUAGUCAAAUAGUUGUAAAUAGCAUUUGAUAUUAUUGAAUUUUAACAGCUCUUAUGUUGGAUUUAUCUUGUACCAAAGAGCUUCUCUUUCAAUUUCAUGGUGGAAAAGCCUGUUUUAUCACAAAUCUACAGAUGACAAAUAUUUUGCUCAAUGUUUCCUUGUUAAUACCCGACGUUGUUUCAUUAUGAAUAUGUGUUGCUUUA